UAAGCAGAUUGUUGGAAAUCUAAAUGUUCACGAAAAAUCGAUCAAUAUCAUUCGGAACGUAAUUGCGAGAAAAACGUCUUCAAAAAUCCAUUGAUUAGUAAAUACAUUUGUAGAGAAACCUGGGGCAUAAAUGAAUCAAACGAUUUAUAUGAGAACUGUAUCGAAUAGAAUGGGGCCAACAGAAUGUUCAAAUUCCCUAAUGCCGACGAUGCCGUUUGUGGAUAACAAUAAUACACUUAGUGCAAAUAUAACGGAUUACAGUUGUUACGCCACAGAUUGUUGGUCCAACUUUUACGCCACAGAUCCCAUGAAACAAAUAGAAGCGUGUUUGCAAACGGCCGGCAAAGAUCGUUCUACGUUUAAACCGCUUGAUCGCAUUGACGCAAAGAUUUCUCAACCAGAGGCAAAUCGUUUGGCCAAUGAUAAAAGCCAUGCUUGCCAUGAGACGGCAAGAAGUACUAGCAGUAACGAUAACAAUAACAACAACAAUAACAAUAAUAGCAGCAACGGCCAUCAUGACGAAUCAAAUGGCAAUGGCCGCAGCGAUAAUACAAAUACUAACGCAAGUAUAAUCGCUCUUCCAGGCAGAGCUACAAAUAAAAAGUUAAGUAAAACGAAAAAAGAACUCUUAACAAACGGGAAAACCGAAGAUCAAAGCAUUAUCCAUCCGACAUUAGCUCAAGCGGUUGUUGUCUUAGAAACGAAAUCGUUAUGGGAUAAAUUUCACGAACAAGGCACAGAAAUGAUUGUAACUAAGUCCGGCCGUCGUAUGUUUCCCACAUUUCAAGUACGUAUUGGCGGCUUAGAUCCCCAAGCCACUUAUAUAAUGAUGAUGGAUUUUGUGCCAGUUGAUGACAAGCGUUAUCGUUACGCUUUUCACAACUCUAGUUGGGUUGUGGCAGGUAAAGCAGAUCCCAUAUCGCCGCCACGGAUUCAUGUGCAUCCCGACUCGCCAGCCCACGGUGCCAAUUGGAUGAAACAAAUCAUUUCCUUUGACAAAUUAAAACUAACGAACAAUCAACUUGAUGAGAACGGUCAUAUAAUACUGAAUUCAAUGCAUCGCUAUCAGCCGCGUUUUCAUAUUGUCUAUCUGCCAACGAAGAAUCCGUCAUUAAAUGAAAACGAACACUCCAGUCAUUAUCGGACUUUCAUAUUUCCAGAGACAUCGUUCACUGCUGUGACUGCAUAUCAAAAUCAGCGAGUCACACAAUUGAAGAUCGUAAGCAAUCCGUUUGCAAAGGGAUUCCGAGAUGAUGGUACUAAUGACGUAACAACGGGCAGCUUGAGCAUGCCGCAAAUAAAUCACGAAGGUCCGAGUAGAAUGAAACAAGUUAACAACAGCAAUCAACAAUAUAAGAGCACUCACAAAGAUACGAAUUUAGACAUUGAAAUGGAAAAUCAACAUAUAACAUUAGUAGCGGAAAAUUCAAAUGGUCCGGUAUUGGGUCAUAAUCAUAUUGGAAAUAGUGCUUCGUCUUCCUCUAAUGCCGGAACUUCUCCCGAUAUAAAUAAUUAUCAAUGCUCAUCGGCAAGUAAUUGCACGCUUUUGAACCCGUUAACGAACAGUAACGGUGGCGGUGGCGGUGGCGGCGGCGGCGGUCCCGGUGGUAGUAUUUCACCGAAGACAGAUCAAUCACAUCAUAGCGCCAAUUCGUCACCCUUUGGUCUAAGUCACCAUCAUCGGAACGCGAAUGCGAUGUGCAUCAAUUCAAAUGUACAAACAACGGAUGUGAUGACUGCUCAUAGUCAACAUUAUAUGCAAAAUUCGACGCAAACGCAUAGCCACCACCAUGCAACGAUGCCAACGAAUAUUUAUUCACCCAUUGCUCAACCAUAUGCCAGAGAUAAUAGCAAUUUUGGUCCCGUCUACCACCACAAUCCAUACUACCAUGCCCAUGGCUAUACAAGUCCGUAUGAUAAAAUCAAAGUUUCCAGUCAUAUGCGUCAAAAUACAGGCAAUACCGUCAACGAUGCAACCGCGACUGGUGCAACUACAACGGUCACUUCGUACGGUCUGGGUGGCUAUCAAACGUUAUAUAGUUCAUCGCAUCAAAUGAUGCGACCAAAUGGUUAUAUAGACUUAGUACCUAGAUAGAAUUAUUUC
Molecule: messenger RNA, 2104 nt
Organism: Glossina fuscipes
Lineage: Eukaryota; Metazoa; Arthropoda; Insecta; Diptera; Glossinidae
Gene: org-1
Product: T-box transcription factor T
Exons: 8
Coding region: 131-2095 (654 amino acids)
Biological process (GO): regulation of transcription by RNA polymerase II; cell fate specification; positive regulation of DNA-templated transcription
Cellular component (GO): nucleus
Molecular function (GO): RNA polymerase II cis-regulatory region sequence-specific DNA binding; DNA-binding transcription factor activity, RNA polymerase II-specific
Source: RefSeq, a predicted model, not a curated record